AUGCCUGAACUCACAUACGAUGCUGAUGACGACGGCAGCGAUGACGAUUCCGAGAACAGCGGCUCUUCGCAACACGCAUUACAGCAAGCGCAGAUUGUGCAAGCCUGGGACAACCUCUAUGCGCAAAAACUAUACCGUAACGAAGAUCUCUUGUUCUGCUCGCGUAGUACGGCCGUCGACCUAUCAGUUCUCCAUCCCCCACAAAGCCAGGUGUUCAAGCUUUGGCAACUGUACCUUGAGAAUGUCGACCCAUUAUUGAAGCUCACCCAUACGCCUACCCUCCAGCCACGCAUCAUCGAUGCCGCUAGCGACAUCUCACAUAUCGAUCCAAAUUUGGAGGCUCUAAUGUUCUCCAUCUAUUGCAUGGCUAUUUUCAGCCUCAACCAGGAGCAGUGUCAAUCAUGGUUUGGUAGGCCUAAGCCGGACCUGAUCAGAUCUUACCAGUUGGGUGCAAGGGAGGCGCUGCUGAAUUGUAACUUCUUGAAGUCUAACGAUCGAGAAUGCUUGACAGCCGUUCAUCUCUACCUGGUCUCACUCAAACCAGACACAGACCCACGGUCAUUGUCUUCGAUGCUAGGGGCUGCUGUUCGCAUUGCUCAGCGAAUGGGUAUUGAUGCCGAAUCUGCCAAUUCCAGACAUUGCGUGCUAGAGGCCGAAUUGCGCAGAAGACUAUGGUGGUCUCUCUCACUCUUUGACAACAGGAUGUCUGAAAUGACCGAGAGCAAGUCCACUACGUUAAUCCCGACAUGGGAUUGCAAAGCCCCGCUCAACGUCAACGAUUUCAACUUACGAGUCGAGACCAAGACCCCUCCUGUUGAGUCUGAGGUCGUUUCCGAAGCCUUAUUUCCAGUCAUCCGUAGCCAGAUUGGCGAGUUCAUUCGUCAAAGCCCAUCUCAUUUGGACUUCAUCAAUCCGGCCCUGAAGUCCUUCUCCAAGAAGGCAUUUGACGCCUCCUAUUCAGGGCUUGACGAGCUUGCCGCUUUUGAGUCAACGAUAGAGCAAAAGUAUCUUACGCGUUGCGAUGCUCAAAACCCGCUGCACUUUCUAACCAUGUGGAUGGCGCGCGCGUCACUCGCAAAGAUCGGAUUUGCACAAUACCUAUCAAACAACUCGAAGGGACUUGCGCAAGGAAGUGAGGAGCAGCGCAACGUUGGUCUUGGAUUUGCGCACCGUAUGCUUGAGUGCGAUACGCUGCUCAUGACCUCACCCCUCAUAGCAAAUUUCCGCUGGGUUGUCUACAUGCACUUCCCGUUCCCUGCCUAUAUUCAUCUCGCCCAAGAGUUGAAAAUACGCCCACUAGGCCAACUCGCAGAUCGAUGGUGGCAGGCAAUGAGCGAGAACUGCGCCGCUCGGUUGAUGGACUUCGAGAAAAAGGACAGCCCGGUGGAGACCAAGCCCAACAACCCUUUCUUCACACUCUUUGGGGGGCUUGUUCUACAAGCUUGGUCGGCACGUGAAGCAAUAACGUCCGAACAAUCGGAUCCACCAGCUAUCGUGACGCAAAUCAGACAAAAGAUGGCCCUAAGGGACAAACUAGCGGCAGAGUCGCAAUUCCAGACGCCAGGUCUUGAUGAUCCACAAACGUCCGAGCUCAUUAGUUUGGACAGUCUCGGCUCCCAAUCGAGCGUUACCCGUGGCAGUGGCAUGAAUCUGGGCUGUGUAGCUUUCCCCAUGGAACAAGCUUCGAUGAACUACAAUGGCAAUCCAUGGGAUUGGCCAAUGCCGGCUUGGGCUGGAAUGCCCGGUCAAGGCUGGUGA
This is a messenger RNA of Alternaria viburni, 1758 nucleotides long. RefSeq lists its product as uncharacterized. NCBI's taxonomy places the organism in Eukaryota, Fungi, Ascomycota, Dothideomycetes, Pleosporales, Pleosporaceae. Gene Ontology annotation, biological process: DNA-templated transcription. The coding region runs from base 1 to 1758 and encodes 585 amino acids. Gene Ontology annotation, molecular function: DNA binding; zinc ion binding. The record is from RefSeq and is a predicted model, not a curated record. The transcript is spliced from 2 exons.